UAUUGUCUCCAGCUGCGACUUCAGCUGCUCAGAAGAACCAGGUAGAACCAGAGGAACCAGGUAGAACCCAGAAGAACUAGGUAGAACCCAGAGGAACCAGGUGGGACCAGAGGAACCAGGUAGAACAAGAGGAACCAGGUAGAACCCAGAGGAACCAGGUAGAACCCAGAGGAACCAAGAGGAACCAGAUGAAGAUGCAGUGGGCGGUGUUGAUCUACUUCCUGUCGUCUCUGCUGGGCGGCGACGCGGCGCCGGCAGGAGAUGAGGUGACCUUCCUGCCUGGUCUGCAGAAGCAGCCGAGCUUCAGACAUUACUCUGGUUACCUGAGCGUGGCCGACGGAAAGCACCUGCACUACUGGUGGGUGGAGUCCCAGAACGAGCCGACCUCUGACCCGGUGGUGCUGUGGUUGAACGGCGGCCCCGGCUGCAGCUCUCUGGACGGACUGCUGACCGAGCACGGCCCCUUCCUGAUCCAGGAUGAUGGAGUGACUUUGCAGUACAACCCUUAUUCCUGGAACAAGCUAGCCAACGUGUUGUACCUGGAGUCUCCAGCAGGAGUUGGUUUCUCGUACUCUGAUGAUAAGAAUUACGUGACAAACGACACGGAGGUGUCGAUGAACAACUUCCUGGCUCUGAGGGAAUUCUUCCGCUUGUUCCCAGAGUUCAGCAAGAACGACCUCUUUCUGACCGGAGAGAGUUACGGAGGAAUCUACAUCCCCACGCUGGCGGAGCGAGUGAUGGAGGACGCCACGCUCAACCUGCAGGGCGUUGCCGUGGGAAACGGUAUGUCGAGUUACGAGAUGAACGAUAACUCUCUGGUGUUCUUCGCCUACUACCACGGCCUCUUGGGCAGCGGGCUGUGGCGCCGGCUGCAGACGUUUUGCUGCAGCGACGCCACGUGCAACUUCUACAACAAUCAGGACCAGAACUGCUCUGCCAGCGUGUCGGAGGUUCAGGAGGUCGUCUACAGUUCAGGUCUGAACAUGUACAACCUGUACUCGUCAUGUCCAGGUGGAGUCGGACACAGGGUCAGUGUGGAGCGAGGCGACCUGGUGAUCCGGGAUCUGGGGAACUCGUUCACCAAUCACCAGUGGACUCAGCUGUGGAACCAGAAGCUUCGAGUUCUGGCAUCUCGCCACCUGUCCGUCCGCCUGGACCCCCCCUGCACAAACUCCACCCCCUCCUCCCUCUACCUGAACAGUCCGUACGUCAGAGCCGCGCUGCACAUCCCCCCCGAGCUGCCGGCCUGGGUCAUCUGCAGUGCGGAGGUGAACCUGAACUAUGGUCGUCUGUGUCUGGACGUGAGGAAACAGUAUCUGAAGCUUCUCUCUGCUCUGAAGUACCGGGUCCUGGUGUAUAACGGAGACGUGGACAUGGCGUGUAACUUCAUGGGAGACGAGUGGUUCGUUGAGUCUCUGCAGCAGCAGGUGCUGGUUCAGAGGCGUCCGUGGUUCUACAGCGAUGAAGACGGGCGGCAGGUCGGAGGCUUCGUCAAAGAGUUCAACAACAUGGCCUUCCUCACAGUCAAGGGCUCAGGUCACAUGGUUCCAUCAGAUAAACCAGUCGCUGCCUUCGCCAUGUUCACCAGAUUCAUCAAGAGACAACCCUACUGACGGGGGGGCACCAGCCUCCUGCCAGCCAAUCAGCACAGCUCUCCACUGUGUUGCCCGGCGACCAGGUCCUUGCAGGAGGAAAUGAAACCGUCACUCAUCUGGUUACUUGUGUGGUUGUCAUGGAAACGCUCACUGCCAUCAGUGUCUUUAAUGUGAAACUUCUUCUGCUGUUUGUGUUUGGUUUAAGAACCAGUUCAAUAAAGUUUGAAACAAAAA
Messenger RNA from Limanda limanda (common dab), 1829 nucleotides. Its product is annotated as lysosomal protective protein-like. The transcript has 14 exons. Gene Ontology annotation, molecular function: serine-type carboxypeptidase activity. Gene Ontology annotation, biological process: proteolysis. The record is from RefSeq and is a predicted model, not a curated record. Bases 189 to 1613 code for a protein of 474 amino acids. NCBI's taxonomy places the organism in Eukaryota, Metazoa, Chordata, Actinopteri, Pleuronectiformes, Pleuronectidae.